UCGUCACGAGCACCAAAUCACUCGCUUGAUCUCUCUCAUGUGUCCCGGGACGCACUUGUCGAUUCCAUUACGAGGCUUCUUCUAAUCCAACCCUCAUCAUACCACGCUGCUGGGGUCGCUACGUCGCGAGCUCGCCUGUUUCACAACCCCCGGGCCACGCCAUGGCUGCCGCUGCUGCUAAUCUGGAGGAUGUGCCCAACGAUGUGCUCUUCCAUGAGCUUCUGCGCCGCAUGAAGUGUGCCCCCAAACAGGAGAAGCGCCUCAUCCUUGUUGGGCCUCCGGGAUGUGGGAAGGGAACCCAAUCGCCCAUUCUCAAGGAGGAGCACUGCCUGUGCCAUUUGGCCACGGGCGACAUGCUGCGCGCAGCGGUAGCUAAGCAGACGCCUUUAGGGUUACAAGCCAAGGCUGCUAUGGACCAGGGCGCGCUGGUUUCCGAUGACUUAGUGGUAGGAAUUAUCGAGGAGGCUUUGAAACGGCCGUCAUGUUCAAAGGGUUUUAUUCUUGAUGGCUUCCCCCGCACUGUUGUCCAAGCACAGAAGUUGGAUGCCGCUCUUGAGAAGCAAGGCGUAAAGGUUGACAAGGUUCUGAACUUUGAGAUUGAAGAUUCUGUCCUUGAAGAGCGUAUUACUGGGCGGUGGAUUCACCCCGCUAGUGGCCGAUCUUAUCACUCCAAGUUUGCACCCCCGAAGGUGCCUGGCCGUGAUGACAUUACUGGAGAGCCUUUGUUGCAGCGCAAGGAUGACACUGUGGAAGUGCUUAAGAAGAGGCUAUCGUCGUUCCACGAACAGACCACACCCGUCAUUGAGUACUACCUGAAAAAGGGUGUCGUGAGGAACAUUGAAGCUGCGAAGCCAGCUAAUGUCGUCACUCAGGAGAUUCAGAAAGCCAUCUCCUGAGUACUCUCUUUCUGAUGUACCACUCUGCCUACUUGUGCCAGCUUAGUAAUUUUUGGGCGGCUCGAACACAUUGUUGGAGUGGAGGUUGUUUCUUCCCCUUGUCCGGACGUGCAUCUUAGUUGGCAACGUGGAACAUUUGACUAUCGUUUCUGGUCUUGUGAUGAAAACAGAAGAGUCAAUUUUAUACUUUUAGAACUACGGGGGAUUUAGAAUAGUCAGUAGGUUGUGCAUAGACUCUCACGGAGAUUCCCAUGUAAGGGUCUUUUUAUGCAUAUAAAGCCUGAGCGGAAGUGUUUCGUUUCAAUACAGCCGCUCCUGGUGAUUGAUACCAAGGAAACCACUCGCAAUUCUUCACGAACUGUUGAAUGAAUUGGUUAAACAUUGCUCGCGUCUUUAUCAACUGUAUUUUAUCAGUCAACUCUUCUACAAGGGGAGUUGCGUUCAUUACAGGUAGUUCACUGUUUUCUCAUGUUAGAAAGUGUGGGCUGCUAGAAAUCAUGGUCAAGAUCCUAGCUCUAUUUGGCUUCCGAGUCAAUCCUUGUAAUCCUUGAGAAGCAGCACUCAAAUGUGCUGGUCCUCACUUUGGUAAGACAUUGCAUCCUCUUUUCAUCAA
Molecule: messenger RNA, 1509 nt
Organism: Physcomitrium patens
Lineage: Eukaryota; Viridiplantae; Streptophyta; Bryopsida; Funariales; Funariaceae
Product: adenylate kinase 4
Biological process (GO): nucleobase-containing compound metabolic process
Molecular function (GO): AMP kinase activity; ATP binding
Source: RefSeq, a predicted model, not a curated record